ACAUCACGACGUGCCGCUCGCGCCUCGCGGUCGUUGGAUUUACACACGCACUCAUUCUACUGUUCUGCCACCCUCGCUGGCCGUCGCGCUUCCGCGAUUCGCGCGUCGACGUCCGGGAAGUGAUCCGUCAGUGGUUCACCAUCCGACGCGAGAAACCGUCCGCGAGGCCUUUCCGGAUUUUUCUUUUUUUCCCUUUGACGGGGUGAGUUCCGCGAGGCAUUGAGUGGCGACUUCGAAACUCCUCGAACAGUGCGUGUGUUCGCGCGACGACGACGAUCACGACGACGACGACGACGACAACCAUCACCGACCACGACAGUGAUAGUGACGUCGACGACGACGCUCGCGUCUGCUCCUCGAGGACGCGGUGUCGCGUUUGGACGGUGUUCCGAUCGACUCGUUAGAAUGUGGAUCGCGUCGCGGCCACGGACGAAGAGCGAUUGACGCGCGCGAUUUGUUCGCCAGAACCCACCGGAGACCCGGCGAGGAGCGCAUCGGCGAACGCUCGUUCCCGCGAUCGAUGGCGCGAAUCGAAGUGACCGAUCGCGACGCGAUGACGGCAUGAAAGUGCGCGCAUUCGUUCUCGGGACCAGCUUGUGAUCCGGAUCGCGUCCACGACGGACGGCGAUCUGUCGUGAGGCUCGCGGUAUCCUCGCGAACGGCCGCGACGGAGACGCGGGCCGGAAGUGACUGCACCGUACGUGUCACCGCCACUGCGGCGAACGGCCCGUAAAAGUGCGCGUAUAACUCGAGGGGCCGGUAUUCUUACCCGCGGGUCUAUUGUGCGGCGAGGAAGGCUCACGGGGGAUCUCGCUCUCGGAUUCGGCAGGAUUGAGGUGCAUUUUGCGGCGAUCCGGAUGCGUUUUUGCGGCACGCGCUGCGGACGCGGAAGCGCUACCUCGUCCAGGUGUUUCGGAAAGUGUAGUUGCGAGAUCCGUAUUUCGAAAAAGAUGCGCGUCUAAGAGUAGGACGCGAGUAUUUUGCGAUCAUCAUGAGGAUACUCUGGUUUCUGGUGGGCAUUUUACUGGAGAUACACUUGUACUUCACAGUGAGCCAGGCUAAGCAUCAGCAGAACUCAAGUGCCAAUAAUGUAAUCGGCCCAUUGAAUGUCCCGGAGGGUAAAAAUGAAGAUGUUCUUGAAGGGCCAAUUGGAGAGGUGCUUGCUCAAAGUGGUAGCAUGGCAAUUCUGCCGUGCAAAAUUACCGACCCUGGAGCUGGAACCAUCACAUGGGUGAGACGAAGAGACAGACAAUUGUUAACGGUUGGCACCACCACGCACUCAAUUGAUAAGAGAUUCUUCGUCAGGCACUCAAGCACUGAUUGGGCACUCAUGAUACGCACCGUAACAGUGGACGAUGCCGGCAUAUACGAAUGUCAGGUGACAUCGCAUCCUGUGCAACGAAACUUCGCCCGUUUAAAAAUCACGGAGGCGUAUUCGAUAAUACCAGGUGCGCCUGAUUUACAUGUGAAGCAAGGCUCAAGUCUCCGUUUGGAAUGCCAACUGAUGGCGGCUACGGAAAAGCCCCUUUACGUCUUCUGGUAUCGUCAGGGCCGCAUGAUAAAUUACGACGAGGAGCCUGGCGUCGACGUCAAGCUCACGCCGAGCGGCUCCAUCUUGACGGUGAACAAAACGAAACUUACGCACAAUGGUAACUAUACGUGCGUACCUAGCAACGCAAAGGCGGCCGCCGUCGUGGUCCACGUGAUCGAAGAGGAGGAGAAGCCGGCGGCGAUGCACGGGGGCGACAGAAGGAACCUCAGCCCGGCAAUUUUGGCGAGCAACUUUCUGGUGUCCCUCUUAGCGGCCGUCAGCUGGAGGAUACCGAGUUUCACGAGCCUUUACCCAACGUGAAUUACCGCCGCGCCGGCGGCAUCCUUCGGCCCGUGUCCCUCCGCGUCACAACGGAGCCCGCUCUGAGGAAACGAGUUCCUUGGCAUCGUCCUGCUGCUGCUGCUGCUACUUGGCGCGGCACGAUUCCGCCGUUCGUUCCGCCCCGAGAAGAAACUCCAGUGUCGGGAACUCCAGUGCACGUGGUACCCCGAAUACCGGCUGCCACCUCGGUUUUACCUUACGUGUGUUUCUCUUGCGUCAUACUAAAUAAACGCGGGUUCAGUGCGGUGCGCGUUCGGCGUGUCCGUCUGACAGUGUCCUGUGGCUCAAGGGUAGAGAGUCGCCAGCGGGCACCCUCGUCUCGGCGCAUCUGUGUGAAGCGCCCACUUCGACCCCUCGCUCCUCUUACCUACUACCUUGGCCGGUGCUCGCGUGAGUGCCCCGUAAAUGUGCUUGGCCGGACGAUACUCCGUUUUGGCAUCGAGCUGACGGUUUACGUAGGAUACGUUUUACUCUUAAAAACUUCCGCGUAAUCUUCGCGUUUGUUCGCGUGCGUACGGUUACUCAGAGAUCCUAUUCGUGUCUCACGGUUCCGCACGAUGGGAACGGGAGACAAAGAUUUCAAUGUGUUCAGAUAUGUAAAUGCAAUUUCUUUCGUCGCGCCGGUAGAUCUUCCCGUAACAAUAAGUCGGACGACGAUGCUGUUCAGAGGAAACCUCAGAACUAAGAUUAAUUCAUGAUUUCGGCCAACUGUAAAGAUACAUAUCGGGAGUACGAAAUUAAAUCCUUUUAACGCGGGAACAGUGUUGCGCUGCCAUAUAUUUAUCGCGUGGGUACACGUUUCUACUUAAAAACUACGCGAUAAUGAUAUUUUUUUAAUAAUAUUUCCCCUCCGUCGUUUUUCCCCACUAUUUUCCUUGCGCUCAAGUGUAACCGUCGUGACCAGAGUCACCAGUUACUUCAGAUGUAACCACGCGAAUCGCAACAAAACCGGAGGAUUAUGGAACUAUGGUACUAAGAUACGUUUUAAGAUACGCGUUGGCGGAAAAUUCGCGUAAGCGGAAGGGAAUUCCCGAUUUGUUUGCACAGGAAACUCAGCUUCCCGUGGAAAACCCGUUUCCUCGAUGGAAGCCUUUCCGCUCGGUACGCGGCUCGUCGAUAUCCUUCAGUGUGUGUGUGGUCGGCGAGUCAGUUUCUUCGUACGUACAUUCUACAUAUACAUACACAUAUAUACGUAUAUAUUCGUUAUGUACACAAAAAAUACAAUAUGUGUAUAUGGUGAGAGCUCGAUUUAUCGUUCUUUCAAUUAAUGCUUGUAUCGUCGAUAUUUUCAAAUCCCAAAGUGAUUCGUGUCGCUUGUCGUUUGCCGCACUUAUUGGUGAGACCUGUUUUUCUCUUUGAAAAUGUUCGAUCGAGCUUUCACCGUAUAGGCUAUAUGCGAUACGUUAUUAUAUAACGUAGUAGUCGUACCGAAAAUUCUGUUUGCCGCAUAUCGAAUAUCGCGAUAAAAUUAUAAUAGUAAUGGAGACUUUUCUCUCUCUCUCCCUCUCCUUUCUUUCUCUCUCUCUCUCUCUCUCUCUCUCUCUCUCUCUCUCU
Odontomachus brunneus is the source of this 3427-nucleotide messenger RNA. Its product is annotated as hemicentin-2-like. The transcript is spliced from 6 exons. The record is from RefSeq and is a predicted model, not a curated record. Lineage: Eukaryota; Metazoa; Arthropoda; Insecta; Hymenoptera; Formicidae. Bases 992 to 1852 code for a protein of 286 amino acids. Gene Ontology annotation, cellular component: neuron projection membrane. Gene Ontology annotation, biological process: synapse organization.